AUGUUCAAUGAAAACAGCACAGAUAACCAAGGGGUUGUGAACAAAUGGUGUAUGCCCAAACGGGAUUAUAGUAGUAGUGAUACCCCCGGGGGAUUAUACAAAUGGGGAGAAGAUGAUCAGGAAGACCGUAGCAAAUUGAUGCAAAAUACGUUGCACCUAUUUGACCAUAUAAAAAAUGACAAAUAUAUUUUUUCAAAAAUUAUCACAAAUGUAAUUACCUUUUUGAACAUAUUAAAAGAAGAAAAAAAAUAUUAUGAGUUCCUUUUUUCCUACAACACAUUUGUUAAAAAAUAUGGACCCCUAACAGAAUACACAGCUUUUAAAAAAGUUAUAGAAAGGAUUAAUGAGGUAGACAUUAUUGAAGUGUGUAUCUCCUUCAAUUUCAGUAAUGACGAUAUUUUCCAAACUUUGCUGUCUUCCUACCUGGAGUUGCAUUUGAAUGAAGCGAACAACAUUUACAACGUCCUGCUCGAAUUGACAAACGUCGUGAUAGAUGGCUAUGCCAUUUGGGAGGAACAAAAUGGGGGGGACAUGCACUUUGUGGACAUAUUAAUUUCCCAGUCUGAAUUGAAAUAUAUUUCGAGGGAGCAAAUAAACAAAUGGUUUAGCUAUGUUAAACAGAAGGAGGAUAAUUAUUCCCAUGUGCUUUUCUCCUUAAUCGACUUUUGCUUGAGCUUAAUUAACCAUGUGCAUGCUUCGUUGGCGGAGGGUGCAGUUGCCUGUGCUGCGUAUACCCAGUAUGUGAACCAGUUGGUCAUUCUGAGGAGGAGUCCGUCCCCCUCUGGGGAGGCCCACCACAAAAAGCACGCAGAGACACAAGGUGAAAAAUUGAAAACCGAUGAGUGUGCUGAAGAAGUACGAAAGGAAAACGCGCAGCUCGGUUUAUGUUCUCGAAAUGAUGUACCCCCCGAAAGUGAUAGCAAAAAAGAGAGGACAACCGAAUUAACAACAUAUGUGAAGGACACACCUGGACAUAUAUACAUUUGCACCUUUGGAGACAAAAUUGUGUGCAUGAAAAAUGGAGACUACCUAGAGGAACACUCUAAUGAUAUGACAACGAAUGAGGAUAGGAGCAAAUUUGUCUACGAAGUUAAAUCGCGCAGCGCCAAUUUGUACAUAUUAAAAAUUCUUGUGUGCACCAUUUUGAAGGCGAUGAAAGUAGCACACCACAUGAAUCAAGAAUUAUUGAAAAAAUUGUUCUCCUUUUUUAACAAUGUCCUAAGUGACAUUAUAAAGUGCCUUUACCAGAAGAAGGACCUCCUCUUUCUUAACCUGUUCUUCACAGAUAUAUUAAAGACCAUGCACGUGUUGAUCUCCUUUUACAACGAGAAUAUUGAGCAGACACCCAAACGAACUAUGCUCUUUUAUAAAUGCUUCAAUAAAGUUAUUGACCAGAUUUGUAUAUACCUUCAUAAUAAGACCUUUUUCAACGAGAUGCUCCUCGGGAGGGGGGAAGGAACUACCCACGUGGGGAAGUGCCUCAAGAAGUAUGCUCACAAUUUUAAGGAAACCUGCUACAUGUUGUUCUGCUUGUUCUACGCCAUUCUGGAGAAAAUCAAUCGAGUGAAUAAUGAGAUUUUUUUGUUUUUCUGUUGCGUCUUUGAUGGAGAUGAACAAGGGGUUCUAGAACCCAUCGGAGUAGUAAACCAGUCAGCUGGCGAAUCCACAGAACCACCUACCGUAACGUCGCUCUACCGGACGCUCUGUCUGAACAGGGAGUUCUUGCAUAAGUGCAGGAAGGACCUCCCAGGGAAGAGCAUCAACCGAAUCAUCAACAUUUUUAUAUUCUUGGAGAAGAAAAUUAAUAAGUACUUUUUUUUUUUCAAGUACAUUUUUGGCUAUGUGUGGGAUAGGUUCUGUGACGGGGCGAUGAAUGCUAACAGUCGGACCAGUCGUCUUCACCGACCUGAGCGGAACGACUGGCGCAGGGGACGUGGUCGCUGGCCGCCACGCAAACCGCCAAACAAGUUGCAAACCGUGAUGAAAAGAAUAAAGUACGUCUUGUUAGACAUGUUUACCAAGUACACAAAAUUGCUCAUGGUGUAUAGAUACCAAUUUUCUAGAUGCACAGUUGGGGGGAAGGAAAAAGAACCCUUCAGGGAUGAGUUCCUUAUGUAUAUGAAGUCCAUCGAGUGGGUUCUAUUUUCUAUCUUUAUGUACUCCCCCAAUGGUGUUCUAACUAAGCUGAACGCCUAUGCGACGGAGAGGGGUAAAUUGGGCAAGUUGGCCCAUGGGGGCAGGAGUCAGUUUUCGGCCUUCAACCGGGGGCUGUACUGUUUUGGCGAAGGGCAGUGGAGUAUGCCGAGCGAUUCAUCUAGUGGCACAUCUACUGGAACGUCUACUGGCACGUCAAGGAGGGUGAAGAGGUUCUCCUCCCGCCAAGAGGCCAGCCCUGAUAGAAGUGCUAGUGGGAGUGAUUCAUCUUCUGGUAGUGGCUGCCAGGGGGAGGAUUCCCAGACGGUGGGCGAAUCGGAGGCGUUGAGUGACGACUUGGGGACAGACCCCUGCGACCUCAUCGUGCUGAACGUGUUGGGAAUAAUUUACGCAAUCAUAAUGGAGGAGCUGACUAGCCAGCGGUACAGAUAUGUUUAUUUUAAGCGCUGCCUGGUGCAUGCAGAAUUUGUGAAGAAAUUGCGGGUCGUUUUGUUGGGAAGUGGAAGGGGCGAUCUGGUCGGCAAGAAGGAGGAGCAUCCCCUGGGUAGGGACGGACCGAAUGGCGUGAAUAUGCAACCUGAAGGGAUGGAAACAGAUGUGGACGUGGAUGUAGGCGGGGAAGUGAACGUAGAGAGGGAGCACCUCGCGUGCUACUUCGACUUUCCAUACGAACUGCUAUGCGUCAUAAUCAUUCAGCAGUUAAAGUGCUUUUCAAAUGACACGCUGAAAUGCUACACAAUAUGUACGGCCGUCGUGGAGUUCCUUUUUUAUAUCAGCUCAUCCAAGAACCCCUACUUCUUUACCAUCUCGAGAAGGUUAUGGAGACUAUUGGGGCGUCAAAUAAACGAGAAGGAGGAGACACUGGCGUUGAAGAUGCUCACGAAGAUAUUCUUUCACGUGUUGUCUGGAAGGAGCAAAGAAGACACCCUUCUGCGAAGCAGGAACGAACGGAUGUUUACACAAAGCAUUUGCAACAAUGACCAGCAGUACUUGUUACUUUCCUUUUUGAGGAAGCAAUUUUUUGUAAAUGACGUUGGGAAAAAUUAUUUUUUUUUUUUUGGAACUCUUCUGAGGGGUAUACAAUCUGAGGAGCUGGCCCUGGGGGUGAUGCAGUUUUUUUUGGGUACCUUCCAUGUGCACCUGCAGUAUACAUUGAACGUGUUGUUGCGGUUUUUGAAUUUGUACGAGCGGGGCGUGGAGGCUGCAGCGCGUGAAGCGUCCGGUGAAGUGGAAAACGGUCAAGUGGAUGAUGGUGGAGCGGCUAGCACGAGCGAACCGAUCGAGGAAGACAACAUUAUUUCGCUCUUUGUCUACUUCGACCUGGUGAAUAUUUUUCCACCCAACUUUCUAAGCAUAGUGGGUGACCUAAACCUGACGCGGGAGGUACAAAAAACCAUCCUCUUUUUUACCUACGUGUAUGAUGAGUACAGGUUACUCGAACAGAGAGAGGAGGAGAACAAGCAUAUCCUCAUGGUGAGGAGGAUCAAGCAGAGUGGCAUGCAGUACUACCAUAGCAGCGCAAAGAUAUACUUCCCCCUGGUUAUAUCUUCUCUCAUUUCUCAUUACUUAUAUUUCCUCCUUAAGGAUAGCACGUCUAGAAUUCCUGAUCGAAUAAUUUGCAGUUUUUACGAGAAUUUUUUUAGCAACCGAUAUUUGUAUACCUUAUGCAGUAACCACGUGUACAUGCGGGUGUUGAGCGAUUCGUUCGUCAUUUUGCAGCGUCUUCGAGGGAGCGUAGCGACCGGGGGGGAAGUGUCGACGGAUCGCCAGUGGGGUGUCGUUAAUUGUCCCGAGGAGGAUAACCACAAGAGUGAUCAAGUGAACGAGCGUGACCCGGAGAAAUACACAAAGGAGGAUCUCACUAUAGAGGAAAAGGACACAAGUAGUGAUCAAACCAGGGGGGACUGCUCCAACCAGUUGGGUAACCUUACGUCGUGCCUCUUCCAAGUGUACGAACACUUCCUGGAAGAGUAUGCCACCCUGUUCCACGCAGCCAUUGUGACGAUGAUAAAGCAUAAUAUCCUGUGGCGUGGGGAGAGAGGAACGGAACACCCGAACGGGUCCUCCACAGGAACCAGGUUAAACCAGGUUAGCACGCCACGCAGGUUAAGCGACGGUUGUACCCUGAAACGGCUGGGUGAUCCCACCAUACAGAGCGACUUUGCCACGCUGGACGAAUCGACCUUCUGCCAGCAGAUGUACUUGGAUUUGAACAGGGAGGGCAAGUACACCCCUGCGUUUGCCCAUUUGAUGCGUUCCCUUUUGGACGUUUUUUUUUGUAAAGCGGGCAUUAUAUCACGAGAAAGUUACAGGCAGGUGUUAGCGAAGGAGUUGGUCCCCCUGGCGGUACUGCAGACGGAAGAUAAGGUAGAUUUAGUGCAAACACGGAGAAAUAAAUUUCUUAUAACCUUUUUUAGAAAUACCUUUUACGUACACAGUUGCACAGGGGAUUACAUCAAGGAUAGUCUUUCCAAACUUGGGGGACAACCCCCGUUUGGGAAGCACCGAGUCUGUCGUAAGGACUUGGAAGAGUUGGCAAGAUUGGUUUUCUGCGUGGGGGACUGGGUCGAUAUUUGA
This is a messenger RNA of Plasmodium coatneyi, 4731 nucleotides long. RefSeq lists its product as uncharacterized. The record is from RefSeq and is a predicted model, not a curated record. NCBI's taxonomy places the organism in Eukaryota, Apicomplexa, Aconoidasida, Haemosporida, Plasmodiidae. Bases 1 to 4731 code for a protein of 1576 amino acids. The transcript has a single exon.